Molecule: messenger RNA, 912 nt
Organism: Saitoella complicata NRRL Y-17804
Lineage: Eukaryota; Fungi; Ascomycota; Saitoellomycetes; Saitoellales; Saitoellaceae
Product: putative hydrolase
Exons: 1
Coding region: 1-912 (303 amino acids)
Molecular function (GO): hydrolase activity
Source: RefSeq, a predicted model, not a curated record
AUGGAAAUCCUUAACCACCAAGGCGAACCAGUUACCCACUCCCGCGCCCUCCUCCCCGGCCCCACAAAACUCCGUCUCCACUACUACACCACCUCCACCUCCCCUUCCUCCUCCGACAAACCCGCCCUCCUGCUGCUCCAUGGCGUCCCCAAAACGUCAUACUACUGGCGAAAGGUCAUCCCCCUCCUCUCCCACAAAUACCGCAUCAUCUGUCCCGACAUGCGUGGACUCGGUGACAGCAGCCAUCCCGCGAGUGGAUAUGACAUGGGUACCGUCGCGCGGGACUUUGCAGAUUUGAUGACGGAAUUGGGAAUCGAGAAGUUUCAUCUCGUGGGUGAAGAUUGGGGUGCAGCGGCGGCGUAUGCACUCGCCGCACAAUGCCCCAACCGCGUCAAGAGCCUCGUGUUCCAAGAGAUGGUCCUCCCCGGCUACGGCCUCGAAUCCUGGUCUGCAUUCACCAAAGUCCAUGUCAACUCCGGUACCUGGCUCUGGCACGUUGGGUUCUACGCUGUGCCCGAUGUCCCGGAGCUUCUCAUUACCGGUCACGAACGAGAGUAUUUCUCCUCCUUCAUCAAGAAUGAAGCCUGGAACCCCUCUGCUAUUACCCCUGACGCAAUCAACGAAUACGUCCGUUGUUACUCAAACCCCGGUGGUUUACGGUCCAUGCUCUCAAUUUACCGCGCAACCCUCGAGACUGGGGAUCAGAACCGGGAAUUCUCAAAGAACAAGCUGAAGAUGCCCGUGUUGGCUAUCGGGAGCAAGCACUUCAUCGGCGAAGAAGUCAAAAGACAGAUGGAGUAUGUGUCUGAAAAGGUCGAGUACAAGGAACUGCCGUGGGGACAUCAGUUGGCGGAGGAGUGUCCGGAGGAGUUGGCGGGGGUUUACUUGGAGUGGUUGGAAGGAAAGAAAUAG